CAUGAUUUUGUGCAAUUUCUAGAAAAUUCGCCCCCAAGAAACUUCCAGAUAACCCCAAAUAACAAUAAAUAAAUACACACUCCCCUUAUUCAGUCGUUAGUUUAUACACUUCUUGUUGAAAAGGCAGAAACGUUACUAUACUGACAAAACAAAAUGUCUGUAGUCGGCUUCGACAUCGGUUACCAGUCAUGCUACAUAGCUGUGGCACGAGCUGGUGGCAUCGAGACAAUCGCUAAUGAAUACAGUGACAGGUUAACACCGACGUAUGUAGCUUAUGGUGAACGACAGCGCCUCAUGGGUGUCAACGCCAAAAACGCCCAGCCGUCAAAUGUCAAAAAUACCAUCACAGGGUUCAAGCGUUUCAUUGGACGAUCAUUUGACGACCCCAUCGUACAAGAGGAGAAGACGAGGUCAUUUUAUGACGUCGUGAAGCGGCCGGAUGGUGGGACAGGCAUAAAGGUUCAGUACCUCGGGGAGAGUCAGCUUCUCACCCCUGAACAAGUGAUGACCACCAUGUUGACCAAACUAAAGGAGACUGCCGAGGUCGCUCUCAAGACCAAAGUGGUGGACUGUGUCAUCGCUGUCCCGAGUUACUACACGGACCGGGAGAGACGUGCGAUGAUGGAAGCGACGCAGGUGGCCGGUUUGAAUUGUGUGAGACUGAUGAACGAAACGACAGCAGCUGCUCUGAGUUAUGGCAUAUACAAGCAAGACCACCCCGCAAUGGAGGAGAAACCCAGGGUGGUUGUCUUUGUCGAUAUGGGACACUCAAGUCUACAGGUGUCAAUCUGUGCAUUUAACAAAGGAAAACUUCAGAUGAAAGCAAUGGCCUCAGAUCCAAAUCUCGGCGGACGUAACUUCGAUGAUGUUAUAUUCGAAGCAAUGGCCGAGGAAUUCAAAUCAAAAUAUAAAGUCGAUGCAAAAACGAAACCGAGGCCGACACUGCGUCUGCGUACAGAGAGCGAAAAACUAAAAAAACUGAUGAGUGCAAAUUCUACCGAUAUUCCGAUGAACAUUGAGUGUUUCAUGGAGGAUAAGGACGUGACAGCAAGAAUGAAUCGGAAAAGAUUCGAUGAACUUGCCGCGCCUUUGUUGGCCCGGGUUGAAGCGACGUUGCAAUCUGUGUUGAAAGAUUCGGGAGUGACUCUAGAAGAUAUCGAGUCAGUCGAGAUCAUUGGCGGUGCCACUCGAAUUCCCGCCAUCAAAAAUAUCGUCUUUUCGGUGUUUGGCAAAGAGGCAUCGACGACGCUAAAUGCUGAUGAAGCGGUUGCUCGGGGUUGCGCCCUCCAGUGUGCCAUUUUGUCACCGACGUUCCGUGUGCGUGACUUCAAUAUCACAGACUGCCAGCCAUAUCCUGUCUUGUUAAAGUGGUCGAAUGCACUAGAAGGCGAGGACAAUCUUGAAGUGUUCCCAAAGUUCCACGCGAUCCCGUUCUCCAAGAUGUUAACUUUCUACAGGAAAGAGCCAUUUGAGUUGUUUGCUUACUAUUCAACUGAUAACAUUCCACACUUUGACCCAAAGAUUGGAAGUUUUGUUGUAAACAAAGUCACGCCGCAAAAGGAUGGUGAGAGUGCAAAGGUCAAGGUGAAACUGCGUGUGAACAUUCAUGGCAUCUUCAAUGUGGCGUCUGCUUCGAUGGUUGAAAAGGCUGAACAGGAAAAUGAGGUCGCAGCAGAGCCAAUGGAGACGGACGAUGUCUCGCCGACUGCCGAGAAGAAGGAAGAGGAGGCUAAGGUCAACAAUGGGGAGGCGAAACCAGAGGGGGAGAAGGAGGCUCCGAUGGACCAGGACCAGCAGACAGCAGAAAAAGAUGCUGAGAAGGAAGAGACCAAGGAAGAUGCCAGUGGUGACAAUAACAGUACCACGCCUAAGAAGGAGGAGAAAGAAACAAAGAAGAAGAACAAAGUGAAAAUGAUAGAUUUACCAGUCGAGCCACGGGUGCCCGCCUUGACCAAAGAACAAAUCAACCUGUGUGUGGAAAAAGAAAAUCACAUGAUUGCACAAGACAAACUCGAGAGGGACCGAACACACGCUAAGAAUGCGGUUGAAGAGUACAUCUACGAAAUGCGAGAAAAGCUCUGCUCCGACUUAGAAGAGUUCAUAUCGGAAGAGGAACUUGAGAAGUUCUCAAGUCUGCUAUCAAAUGCUGAAGAAUGGUUAUAUGACGAGGGAAGUGACCAAAUGAAGCAGGUCUAUGUGGAUAAAUUAGACGGGUUAAAGAAAUACGGCACGCCUGUUGUGAAUCGCUAUGUGGAGUCACAGGGUAGGAAGUACGCAUUUGAAGAAUGCGGCCGAGCGCUUAUGGUGAUCCAGAAAGCACUUGAUGCUUAUCAUGCAAAGGAUGAGAAAUAUGACCACAUUGAAGCCGCCGAGAUGGAGAAGGUAGAGAAAUGUUUAAAGGAAAAACGCGAUUGGUUCGAGAAGAAUUUGAACCAGCAGAGUACGAGAAAGAAGCACGAAGACCCAAUCGUACUCACGUCGCAGGUUCAACAAACUAAGAAGGAAUUAGAAAAUCGUUGCAAUCCAAUUCUCAACAAACCAAAGCCGAAAGUGGAACCGCCGAAGGAAGAAAAGAAGGUGGAAAAUGGAAAAGACGCCGCGCCCACAGCCGAGGAACCCAUGCAGAAUGAUACGAAGGCCGCUGACCCCAAGCCGGAGGAAAAGCAACCGGAAAUGGAUGUCGAUUGAUCAAGACUUUAACUUAACUUAAUUCUAAUUCUGUCUCGGUUGGCCAUGUGUGUUCGAUUCUAAGUUUCUCAUUCCUGCUCUGAUGGUAAUAAUAAUAGUGAGUUGUUAUAUAGCGCUUUUCAUUGUAAUAUCUACUGUCUCAAAGCGCUUUUCAUUGUAAUAUCUACUGUCUCAAAGCGCUUGACAAUCGCAAACAUUAUUACCAGCCUUCUAGAAACCUUCUGGAGAACCGAGGGUGGCCACAAUCUAGCACACAAGGGCUUUUCCAGCCACUUGUGCUUGAUUUGAUUCUGUGAGCUGAAACAAUCCUAAAGGCCAACUCCGCUCAUCGAAAUAAUUAUUUGAAUAUUUAACUUGAAUUUGAAAAUUUCCAAUUGUGUAAAUACAUACUGAAUGUGACUUUUAUCAAUUCCCUUGUGUGGACUGUUGUACAAAUACUGUAAAUGCCAGGUUUCAGUGACCUUGCAUGCAUAGCAACUGCAUGAUAGCAAUGAUUAUUUCUGUUUACCUUAUCCACAGAAAAAAGCAAUGAGCACGAAUGGUAGGCCUUGAAGCACUUUUAAAAUGAAGGUUUAGACAUUUUGAGAAUCGCCACUUUAUCGGAGUCCGCUCUCUGUUGUGAGGAUCUCACGAUCGUCAGGAAUGAUUCAGUUAGAACGACGCACAUGACAAUUGAGUAUUAUUAAAAUUAUCAAAGUUGACGCUUGAUAAAGUAUGAUUCACUGCAGGGCUUAUUACCUGUAUAUUGUAAAAGUUUUGCUUGAAAAUAGAGCAGUUUGUGGAUCUGCUAUCCACAGACAUGUGCAUUUCUUGUAAAAAAGGUUUCUUCAACAUUUUGCCUCAUCUGCAGGGUAACGCUGAGCCAAUAGGGGUAUGUAGACAAGCUUAUUUGUCAACUUGAUUGGUUUGAAAGCAUUUUGAAUAAGUUAUCUUCUCUGUGAAUUGCAAAAGUUAAUGUUUAGUAAAUGGUGAUUCGCUACUAUUUAGAAUGUCUCCGUUGAAUGUAUCGUGGCACCUAGGCCAAGGCUACAAAUAAUCCGCUUUACGGGCAAACAUUAGGAUUUAUUUUGCACAACAUUAACAGGAGUUGCAUUUAGAUUUUGUAUAUGACAUUGUACUUCCUGAAUAGCAAAUCAUUCUGAUUGGUCUAAAGGUAUAGAUUUUAAUUGAUUGGAUUGAUUGAUUGAUUGAUUGAUUGAUUGACAGGUGUCAGUUGGUUAACUGCUAAAGUGAAGCAAGAUGUUAGGACCGGUGUGCCUCCAAAGGCUAUAAAUACAGGAUGUCACGAUGUCCAACCAAUCAAAGGCCAGAGUAAUGUGUUCAUUUCAGACUAAAUGUAAUGUACAUAUACGUAAAUGUGUUUUUCACUGGGCUCGUAUGCUGAUUAAAUAGUUUCCAACUUGUCUUUUGUAAAUAACUUUCUCAGUUACUGCAAACUGUUGUAAUGGAAAAUAGGCCCUACCUGGCUAUCAUGUAUUUUGUUGAUGUUAGGUGACUUGGUCUGGGUCUCUUGCGUUUAUAGCCCUCUAUAUUUCUUGGAUCAAACUAAUGUUCCCCGGGUGAGUGUAGCUUGUUAAGAGAGGUUACACCCCAGCGCGGAUGAAUAGAAUAAUUUUGCUACAUGAUGUGCUGGGCACUUCAUCACUUCCCGAGGGGUGCAAUGAACAUCGCCAAAAACUUACUCAAAGUGUCUGACAUCGUCCACAGUGAGGUUAACAAGUUCAUGAAGUCUUUACUUGUGACAUUGUAAAUAAUCUUCUGGUGGAAUUUUUUUCGAGUUUCUGCAGUACACUAUAUUGUCACCAGCAUUCGUGUCUGAGAUGAUAACGAUAGAAAUAAGAUAGAGUUUCAUUGUGAUCACUACCGUCGGCUGAAUUGAGUGGAAAGACAAAUUAAUUGAUGUUUUGGGUUACAUGCUUACCAAUUUGCUGAAACUUGGUCCAAAUAGUUUUAUCUUUCUACAAAAGGGUAUCGUUGAAAUUUAUAUGUAUUUACAUAAUUUGAAAUUUUCAAAUUCAAUUACAAAUUGUGAAUAUUCAACGAAUGGCGUAGGCCUUUAAAGGGAGACUGUUGGUAGGAUAUUACGGGGUAAAAUUAGAAAUUGUCAUCAAUUUUAUGCCAUGUGAUUCUAAUCAAUGCCAAGACUCCAAGAGGCUGUCGACCAAAACCUCGCCAAUGACUCACUGAUUUGACCGACUCUGCUGAAAAUGUUGUGAAAUAUAAAAUGGCCGUUUCUAGGGGACACAUCCCUUCGUUGACAAAACAGUUCAUGUGAUAAACAUCUGUAUAUUGGACGUAAUAGUAGAGAUGUCUGGUUCAAAUUCUCAUCUUUUGGUCUUGUGCUGAUUUCCAUCAGAUUUAGUUAGGAAUUUGGACUAGGAUUUAGUGUUGUUGAUUCGUAUGAUGUGUGUUUUUUAUGUGCUUUCGUAUUUCCAUGUCUCGGCCUUGUUUCGAUGAAAUAUACAUCCUUGGAGCCAAUUAGAAUGGAGGAACUUGAGAGAAAAUGUCUCAUCUGUUAUAAGAAUGUGAAAUGAGUAUUUCAGGCUAAAAGAUGUAUGCCCCCCUUUGUAACACUCAAGUCUAUACACCUUUCCAGAACUAGGGCGCUGAGUGUCCGAAAUAGUGAUGUCAUAAGGGGAAAGUAGGCCUUAUGGUGGAGAGACAAAGGAGAUAGUCAUGGUUGACCAACACACUUGAAUGCCUUUGAUGACGGACAAGGGGGGAAAAGUUAGUUCCAAUGCAAGCCACCAAUUUCGGGAAGCAUGUAUACCAGGCACAAAUAUUGAAAAGUAGCUUAUGAUGGAUGUAUUCCAGUGGUUCUAAUAAAGAUCGGUGUAUAAAGGCCUUUAAAUUCAGACGAGAGUGAUUGUGAUUAUUUUGGCCCUUGAUUGACGUGCUUGUUUCACUCACACAACAACCAAAAAGAAAGAACCCCAUUGCACCAAAACAGAAAGAUUGUAAAAUUAUGGCUUCGAUUUGAAAAAAUAUUGUUCCAAUCGUUCCACCUCAAUUUAAUAUACACUAAUGUUGGCAGUGCAUUAUGUUAUGAAACCUUCAAUAUUUACUGCAUAGUUUAAUGCAUCGAUGCAUAUGAUUAUUGUACUAGUAAUGCUAAUUUACUUCCUGGCAGGUUGCUCCUCGCUUUCUGUGAGGAACUUGAAGUGUACUAAUGUUUCAUUAACUCAAACUUUAUUUCGAUGCACCCAUUGCACGAAUCACUGUCAUUGUUUGGGAAGGAUGACUUUCCCAAUUUUGUGUAUGUUGAUGUUAUGCUGAAUAAGUUCAUGUAGCGGACCUAUUCAUCAUCACAGUAUAAGUAAAUAAAAAAUGUUCAAAAUUUCUAA
This is a messenger RNA of Lineus longissimus, 6032 nucleotides long. Its product is annotated as heat shock 70 kDa protein 4-like. Gene Ontology annotation, molecular function: ATP-dependent protein folding chaperone; ATP binding. The transcript has 16 exons. Gene Ontology annotation, biological process: protein folding. Gene Ontology annotation, cellular component: cytosol; nucleus. Bases 154 to 2688 code for a protein of 844 amino acids. The record is from RefSeq and is a predicted model, not a curated record. NCBI's taxonomy places the organism in Eukaryota, Metazoa, Nemertea, Pilidiophora, Heteronemertea, Lineidae.